Messenger RNA from Rhizoctonia solani, 951 nucleotides. Its product is annotated as Transposon Tf2-7 polyprotein. The record is from RefSeq and is a predicted model, not a curated record. The transcript has a single exon. NCBI's taxonomy places the organism in Eukaryota, Fungi, Basidiomycota, Agaricomycetes, Cantharellales, Ceratobasidiaceae. Bases 1 to 951 code for a protein of 316 amino acids.
AUGUCCUGGCUCAAGUUACACAACCCUACUAUAGACUGGCCUAAUAAGCGUAUUACUUUUAAUUCUCAAUAUUGUAACAAUACUUGUCUUUCUGUUUCUAAUUCUAUCCUGGGAAAUGUCGGUGGGACUUCUAACCACCUUGAAGGCAUACCAGAAGACUUAGGAGGUGUCGAGGUAAUUGAACCUCUUGAAGGCAUCCCUAGGGAAACUGGAGGUACUGUGGACUCUCCACUUGAAAGUAUCCCAGUAGAACUGUGCAAUUUUGCGGAGGUAUUUUCUGAGGACAUGAAGGUGACGGAACUGCCGCCGCACCGUCCUUUUGAUUUAGGGAUUGAUUUAAUCGAUCCUGAUAAACCUGUUAAGGCUAUGGUAUACCCCUUGAAGGCAUCUGAUGAUGAGGAACUUAGAAAACUCCUUAAAGAACAAUUGGACAAAGGAUUGAUUCGCCCAUCCAAGUCCAAAUAUGGUUCCCCAGUUCACUUUGUCAACAAGAAAAAUGGGAAAAGGCGUAUGGUUGUGGAUUAUAGAUCCCUAAAUGCAAAUACAGUCAAGAAUGCGUACCCCCUACCUCUAAUACAGUCUCUCAUUGAGAAACUAAGGGGCGCAAAAUACUUUUCCACCAUUGACCUGAAAUCUGGAUAUAACUUGGUCCGGAUAAAGGAAGGUGAUGAAUGGAAGACUGCGUUUAAAACCAUAUAUGGCCUGUUUGAAUACCUAGUCAUGCCCUUUGGGUUAUGCAACGCUCCUGCUGCAUUUCAGCACUUCAUGAAUGAGAUAUUUAGGGACAUAUUGGACGUCUAUGUAGUAGUAUAUCUAGACGACAUCCUAAUAUUCUCAGAAAGCAGGGAACUACACACAAAACAUCUCCAAGAGGUACUGAAAAGGCUGCAAGACAAUGCAUGCUACUGUAACCUGGUGUCGUACUCCACUGUAAGGUGGGGUACUCGCUAG